Messenger RNA from Venustampulla echinocandica, 2136 nucleotides. RefSeq lists its product as uncharacterized. Gene Ontology annotation, biological process: transmembrane transport. Bases 1 to 2136 code for a protein of 711 amino acids. The record is from RefSeq and is a predicted model, not a curated record. NCBI's taxonomy places the organism in Eukaryota, Fungi, Ascomycota, Leotiomycetes, Helotiales, Pleuroascaceae. The transcript has 4 exons. Gene Ontology annotation, molecular function: transmembrane transporter activity.
AUGGCAUCUCCCGAUAGUCAUAAGCGUUCAAGAAGCCCUGCUGAAUCGCUUAGUGCUUCCAACUUUUCAAAAUCGAGUUCACAAUCAAGCUCACAGCAUCGACGAGUGAGAAGUCUCGGCUCUAGCAGAGGACCUCAUAAUUACCCAAUGGCGGCCUCCAGAGGAAGAACUCCUGCUCAUGUUGGCAACUUGCUAAUAGUCCCGGAGACUCCAUUGAAUCAACUUCAAAAUCCAGGCAGCGAUAAACCUUCGCCCAGUGUCCUUGCUGCCCCUAUUCGGAGCGACUCUGGGUCCAGCUUUGGACAUAGUGGCUCGCGCUCGGACAUGUCAAAGCCAUCCACAACAGAUCUCAAGGAGGCCGCCAGGGACACUACUUCUGGAGGUCAGAGUCCAAGAAGGCAAGCCGCAGGCAUAGCAGAGCCCGAAUCGAGCACAAGCCCGAAGAGUACCACUGGAUUGUUCCCGCACUUGCCAUCUCGACUCAACCACUUCGAAAAAUGGUUCCCUGAAUCCCCAUCUAAGACACCUGAGGUCCAGGACAAACAGGAAUUAUGUGUGGAGAAGGCCCUUCCGCCGCCACCUUAUCAUGUCUUCGACUUCUGGAAGAAAAGGCAGCUCGUUAUCCUCAUGUCGUUUACGGGGAUUUUAUCUCCGCUUUCCACAAGCAUAUACUUCCCGGCAAUUACCGCCAUUGCAAACGAGUUUGACGUCAGCACAGGGAUCGUCUUAGUUACCAUUACAGUUUAUAUGGUUGUUCAAGCAAUCGCACCUUUCUUCUGGAUGCCAUUUUGUUCCUCGUAUGGUCGCCGACCUAUAUUUAUUAUGACGCUGCUUGUGUUUUUAGCGGCUGACAUUGGGCUGCUCUUCUGCAAGACGUUCAUCGCAUUGCUAAUACUUCGUGGAGUUCAAUCGUUUGGCACGGCGGCCCUCACUGCUAUAUGUGCGGCUGUUAUAGGAGAUAUCUCCACCUCAAAAGAGCGGAGCACUUUUAUUGGAUUAUUCGGUGGAAUCCUGAUGUUUACCUUUAUAAGUCCCUUGAUUGGUGGGCUUCUCACUUACUACCUAGGAUUUCGGUCAAUAUUUUUGUUUCUCGGGGCUUUUGGACUUUCGGUACUUGUACUGAUAGUAUUGACUCUUCCCGAGACUCUGCGAAGUAUCGCAGGGAACGGCACAAUCCGGCUCAAACGUGUUCAACGACCCUUUAUUGAUAUCAUUAGACCACCCGCAGAUGCACCCUUUAUCUCGGGUAAUACUGGAUCUGCAGCUCCAUUACGUUUGCCAGCGAUCAAAAUUUUUGUUGAACCGGUACUUUGCCUAUCACAGAAGGAUGUUGUUGCAUCGGCCGUCUUCGGCAGCGUCGUAUUUGCCAUAUGUACCGCAGUUAUCGCAACAACAACGUCUCUAUUCGAAUUACACUACUCCCUCUCAUAUAUUAUGAUUGGCCUCGCAUUUCUCCCCGCCGGAGCUGGUUCCGUUCUUAGCUUCUUCUCCAUUGGGCAUCUGAUUGACCGCGAUUUUAGAAUAACUGAGGCCAACUACAGGAAGAUGCAUCGCCUCGAAAAGGACAUAGCACUUGACUACAAAACUCUUCCUGAUUUUCCUAUAGAGCGUGCCAGGCUAAGGAAUACUUGGUGGAUCACUCUAGCCUUCAUCGGCGCGACAGCAGCUUACGGCUUCUCAUUCUCAACCUCCCGGAAGCUAAUCGUCCUGCCCCUUGUUCUACAGUUCUUCAUUGCUUGUAGCGCAACUGCAAUCCUCCUACUCAAUGGGACUUUAAUCGCUGAUUUGCACACUGGUACCGUAUCUGCCACCCCUGCGGUCAAUUGCCUGCGCUUCUUGAUGGGGGCUCUGUUCGUCGGAACUGUACAUCCGGCAAUUGAUCGUCUAGGGGUUAGGCUCACUUUCCUGCUGAUGGCGCUUGUGAUGCUCGCACUCACUCCGAUUAUGGUGAUACAGUGGUUCUUUGGAAGGCCCUGGGGAGCAAGGCGAAAUUCCACUUGGCCACGACAGAAACUCGUGCGGUUGCCCGACCUUCGGACUUCAAGUUCAGCGUUGAUGGACUCUGUCAAAGGCGUACGCCUUCCAAGUCUCCCAGAUGUGGCCAGUGGUAUGAAGAGCCCCUUCGGGAAGAGAUAA